This is a messenger RNA of Phyllopteryx taeniolatus (common seadragon), 3131 nucleotides long. It is a transcript of the gene atoh7, whose product is annotated as atonal bHLH transcription factor 7. NCBI's taxonomy places the organism in Eukaryota, Metazoa, Chordata, Actinopteri, Syngnathiformes, Syngnathidae. Gene Ontology annotation, molecular function: protein dimerization activity. The record is from RefSeq and is a predicted model, not a curated record. The transcript has a single exon. The coding region runs from base 195 to 623 and encodes 142 amino acids.
CCUGCUGCCACCUGUUCAUCUGCUGUGGACCUUAUAAAAGCUGUCCCCUCCUCUGGAGCACAGCUCAAAGCAAAGGACAAACAUCUUAGAGGUCAGACGAGCAGAGAUCACCUUGGACCCCGUGGCCAUUAUAAGAGAUCUACUCGAACUCUCAUCUUUGCGACCUUUUUCUCUGGUUCGGUUCAACCAAAAACAUGAAGCCUCGCCGGUCGAGCUGCACGGACUCGGGAUCUGAGUCCUCAGAAGUGGACUGCAAGAGCCCGGAGAAAUACGAGUCCGCCACACGCCGAAGGAUGGCUGCCAAUGCCAGAGAAAGGAAGAGGAUGCAGGGCUUGAACACGGCCUUCGACCGAUUACGGAAGGUGGUCCCACAGUGGGGCCAAGACAAGAAACUGUCCAAGUAUGAAACCCUGCAGAUGGCUCUCAGCUACAUCAUGGCACUCAACAGGAUCCUGACGGACACCAAGAGGCACAACACUGCACAUAGGCAGUGGGUGGACUUGGAGUUUGACGGUGUGCAACCUGACGACUAUCAGUACCUCAUGAGGUACGAAUCCAUGGGGCAGGACUCUAUCAACUCCUCCUUCUCUCGUCAGUUUGAUGGACAUCAGCUCCACGUAUAAAAAAAAUAAUAAUAAUCUGCCUGUUGGCAUGUAAAACAGUCAUGUUGUAAAUUGCAAUGUGAACCUUUUUUUCUCCAAUUAAGGAGACAGUAAAUACAUUUGUAUUGAUUUAUUUCUUUGAAGGAUCUUUGUUUGACAAUCAGGAGGCUUCUUUUUUAAGUCGUGGAUAUAUUUUUGCUAGGAUAUUGAGCAGGUUUUUCAAUACAUAGAAAGACAUGUAGUGUGAUUAAAAUAAUCAUUAGAUUGUAAAUGCAAUUGUGCAUUUAUAGCUGGUGUUCAAUAUACGGCCCUGAAAGUUUGUGCAAUUUUCAAUGAAUUCAGAGAAUCAUAGGUAUUAGUUGCAUAGUUGCUAAUAUGUAACAGUUGUUGAGUUAAAAAUUAACUUGCAAUAUGUUAUUUUUCACAUGCUAAAAUCGUAGUUUUCGACUGAGAAUAAAGAAUAUUUUGUAUCAAAUAUAAGAUUUUGUUUUCCCCCCCAUUGUCUUCUCUGGACUAUUAUUAUUAUUAUUGACUGUAUACAAUUAGAGAUCUACGUUUGAGAAAACAUUUCAGGCUUGAACCAGCGACCGUUUAAUAUUCAACAUUAUCCUGAAAAUAAUUGUUUGACAGGAUAUAGAGCCAAACAAUGUUUUUGCAAAGGUUUCAGGGAUAAUGAUGGUGCUUUUUAUUUUUCAUCCACUAGCACUGGAAUUUGAAUUUCCCCCUUAAUAAGCUCAUGCAUCUGCUAUCACUUGUUUGUGUGCUACUAAAACAGUGUCAUAUACAUAGUACAGUCUUUAUUGUACGCGUGUGACGAGCUCGCCUUACCAGUAACGGCAGGCCAUGUCCACUUGCUCUGCACCCCGACGUGUAAAUCCUCCUUUUGUUCACAGCUUCUGUGUGCUGAGAUAACAGAAUCUUACGUCAGCAGCAACAAAAAUAAAAGCACUACGUUACGCGGCAAAAUUCAAAUCACAAUAGUAUUUCUAGUGAUCAUUGUUAUUAGAAUGGUCAUUAUUAUUUGAAAUAAAGUAUAUUUCGGAUUUGUACUUAAUGUCUCCCAUGAGCAGAGCAACACAACUGUUUACUGCUGAAGCAGCACUACAGAUUUAAAUGGCAAUCAUACCCCACUGUGAAUGAUUGUCACAGAUUUGAAAAGUUUGAAUGUUGGCACAAGCCAGAUCAGAUUAAGGAAGCCUCUGAGCAAGAUCCCGGUCUGGCUUCAGCGGGCGAGCAGAAAUUAAACUCCAUUGUGCGCUAAUGGCUGCAUGUAAUCGCUUAGUUCAGAGCCACUGAAGCGUGAGCAUCCAGAGCUGGACCCAAACACAAUCAGCUUCAAAAAUAAGAUACAGCAGUGGUUAAACAGUAACGCUCGACUUCCACUCAACUAUUGGGCUUUGGAAACUGACUUGAUUUGAAGAAAGCGUCAAAAUCUACGUGGUACAAUAUCGCUUAUGUAUGUCCAAAUAUGUCUGAACUACAAGACUCAAUUAUCCAAGGGCACUUAAAUGACACAUAACAUGAGACAAGGGGCAUUGCAUUUCGGCACCAGAAGCUGGACGUCGCAAACAUUAAUACAGAUGGUCAUAAUGACUCAUUGGCCACAUUGAAUGUUUGCAUACCUAAUAAACGCUUUGUGACAGUUGGCAUGUCAAAAAUGAAUAGGCGGUAGAGUCAAAAGUGCGUGUCAGUGACACUGCAAUUACACUCUUCAUUAAUUCAGUCACCAGCAGCGAACAGUUGGCAGCAGCAAAAGUACAAUUAAUUGAUUUCCUCAUGAGGCGCAAAUGAUUGCAUGAGUUGGUAAUGAGUGAUGACAACAAUCUGCUCAGCGGACAGUAAUUGAGAGGACUAAACCAGACAAUGUUGCAUGUUAAACUGCUGAGUGACCUCUCCCAUCUACUAAGAGCUACGCUUCAAACAACAUGUGCAACAAGAUCAAAUAAUACCCGGAACCUCCUGUAUGCAAAGUGCCAAUGGUCUAUUUUGAUUGGAGAAGAUUUUGUAUAGCUAUUUGUGAUUGUAUUGUCAUUAUUAUUUGAUGUUUUGUGUACUUGUGUUGUUUUGGGUCCAGUUUUGUGUAUAUCACGUUGUACAGAUUACAGUGUUGGGUAGAUUAUGCACGUUAUGAUCUAGUUUGUUACAAUUACAAGUUACCCGGUUGAAAAUGUAAUGGUGGUCUCACUAUUUCAAUUACUUUUCAAAGUAAUAUAACUAAUUACCAUUGAUUACAUUUUCAUUACCUUUCCUAAUUUUGAAUGAAUGCAUCAGAUUAACCACAUAUUUGUUCUUUACACAAAUAAUAAACUGAUAACAAAACAUGAUGAAAUGUAAAUACAUAAUAAAAAUGUGUUUGUCGUUUGUGGAAAACCACCAUACACUACCAUGUUGACCUAAUGACAAAUGUGUACAAAUUAGACAAUAUCACUUCAUGACAAAUCAGAUAAAUAAAUGUUCCAGAAAAAUUGUCCGUAAUUUAAAAAAUGAAACUGUUCGAAGGUCAAUGUUCUUUUAUGUGUUCAAAUGUGU